CCAACCUCCAUCCAGACUUACAUCAAAGACGACCUCGACGUCUCCCGGCUCAACGCCAUCCACAAACACCUCUGGCUCGCCGGCCUCCCCCAAGUCUCUCGAGCCCUGCACAACCAGAUCCGAGUAGGCCGUCAAGUGCACAUCACAGAACGGGCAGACCUGCACCUCGUCUGGCGGGACAACAUCCUCUAUCUGAAGCCACUCCCGGACUAUCUCCUGAGCUACUCCUCCUGGACCGACAUCUUUUGCGCGGAUCGCCAACUGUAUGAGAGUGCCAAGGGGUUUCUGUUCUCAUAUACUUGGCUGAUUUGCAGCAAAAGCGACUUGCGGAUUGCGCAUGAGCAGGGACUGGUUUCAGAGGACGUCAAGUGGGAGCAGUGGGCGCCCUUUUCGGCGGCCGUGGUCUCGAAUAUCAGUGAGGAUCUAUGCGACGUAAACCCUCGCUAUAUCUACGGCGAACUACGUCUUGCCCGCCUGAAUCUGAUCUGCAGAUUCUGCUCAAGGACGUUUUCGUUUGGUACCAUUAUUCGAGGCUACGAAUACGGCUAUCGACAGUAUUCGACGUACUUGGAGAGGAACUUCCGAUGGGUCUUGACAGCGUUCAUCUACAUCACCGUCGUGUUGUCUGCCAUGCAAGUCGGCCUGGCCACGAGCGAGUUGGUCGAUAACAGGGUGUUUAAUCGCGCCUCGUACAUCUUUAGCAUGUUUUCCAUCUUGGCGCCGGUUAUAUCGCUGUUUGUGGGGGCGCUGUUUAUCGUGAUUCUCGUCUUGGUGAAUGUGAGGUAUGCGUUGGAUCAGAGGACGGCUUCGAGGAAGAAUUAUGCGGGGGCGUUUGCGAAUGAAGCUGUGAGGAGGCAUGCCUAUUGA
Molecule: messenger RNA, 867 nt
Organism: Trichoderma reesei QM6a
Lineage: Eukaryota; Fungi; Ascomycota; Sordariomycetes; Hypocreales; Hypocreaceae
Exons: 1
Source: RefSeq, a predicted model, not a curated record